This is a messenger RNA of Phycomyces blakesleeanus NRRL 1555(-), 504 nucleotides long. RefSeq lists its product as hypothetical. Lineage: Eukaryota; Fungi; Mucoromycota; Mucoromycetes; Mucorales; Phycomycetaceae. The transcript is spliced from 4 exons. The record is from RefSeq and is a predicted model, not a curated record. The coding region runs from base 1 to 504 and encodes 167 amino acids.
AUGAUGACGAUAAGGUUAUACAGCAAUCUUACAGGGACAACGCUUCCUGGUGGGGCACGACGUUUCUAUCUAACCGGACUUAUUUGUGACUAUCUGUCCGUGAGUCUGGUGUUCUUCUCUAGUCUUUCAGGUAGCACCGAAUUUGGACUUGAAAAUAAAGAAAUAAUAAUUGGUCUCAAAUAUGCUAUAUCAAUAGCCAGUUAUUCGGAAGGUUAUAAAGAGUUGUUGUCAUUAGAGUGUGAUGAAAUCUUGUUGGAUAUUUUACUAUUUACUAGUUUUUUACGCGUAUCAUGUCUUUCUCUUUCUCUCACCUACUUAUAUUCCCAGUGUAUGACAGCACUAACUGUCAAGCGUGAUUCUAAAGACGGGGACAGUACUUCCCUGAGCUUCCACAUCGCAAUUUACUAUUGUACUCAAGUGGCAAGCUUAGGAAACAGAUUUGUACAUUUCAGCAGUAAAGACGAGAAUGACUCUGAUUGCGAUCUGAAAGAAAUCUCAAAAUAA